AGUAUUGUGAAAACUAUCCAACCUACGAGAAAUGCAAAGCUUGGCUAGAAAAAAACGUGCCAGAUGAAUUUGAAAAACUGAAGGUGGACAAAGGGGCUACUGUAGCUGCAGCAGGAGGUGGCGGCGGCGGAGGUGGUAUGUGCUCCAUCAAAUUUUGUUUGAUAAUUUUUCAAGAUAUAAUAUAAUUUUUUCAUUCACCUAACAAGAAAUCAGCAUUGCUACAAUUAAAAACUGGAUCCAAUGCACAGUGACCAGGUAUAGUUGGUUUAAAAAAUAAAAUCCUUGCUAACCCAUGACCUCCUAAUUGUAAUAGAAUAAUAGAUGCUUUUAAUUUGUAAUAACCCAAUUUUUUUGGUCAAGGCUUUGAUCCAGGGCAUCAUUUUUUUGUGCUGUUUUCCUUGUGGUGUUCUUGUCCUUGUUGAGACCAAAAAUGCUCUUGUGAUGCUUCUUCCUUUCCCCUGUGGACAUAAUUUGUACUUUGCUGGGUCCAAAAUUGGGAAUCUAAAUACCUGGUGUCCUGAUAUUCACAUAUCUACUGUGUUUUCACUUGUCCAGAUGAACUGACAGUCACUUGAUUUAGACAUUUUGUCCAGUUGAAACUCAAUUUAGACAUUUUGUCGAGAAGAACAACCAUUCACUUGAUUCAGACAUUAUGUCUAGGUGAACUUAUUGUUUGUUAUUGAUAGAUUUGGGUUUAAAAACAAAAAAAAAACUGGUAGAAACUGUUCUUUAUUUUUACUUUUUCUUUUUUCUUGUAGUGGAAGAUGAUGGAUCAGCUGAUACCAAAGAGGAGGGGGAGGAAAAGAAAAAACGACAGACCAGAGGAGGUAAAGCCAUCAUGAAGGCGAAAAAAAAAAUUGAACCCCAAGGGGUGAAGUUGUGGACACAGACAAGGGGGAAGAAAAAAAAGGUCACGAUUAUUGUUGGGCUUGCAUCCUAUGGUGAGUGGCACAGAUAAUGAUAUAAUUAUUUGUAAAUCCUUUUCAUACUGAGCACCAUAUUAAUUAAAAAAAAAAAGUGAUAUAGAAUUAUUUAACUCGAGUUGAGGUAAAAAAAUAAAGGCACACCAUAUUUUGCCCUGUUAUCGGAGUCCCUCUUCUAUUAUAACAUAUUAUUUGUUUAGUCAUUGUUUAGCUUGAGUGAGUAGGAGUUUUUGAUAUUCUCUUGAUUUUUGCAAAGCUUAAGGAAAAUUAGCAAAAAAACCACCAACAAAAUAUACAAUAAAAACAACAGCUUAAAAGUGGAAAUGAACACGUUCAAUACAUGGAAAGCUAGUAUGAAAGAUUACCACUAAAAUCAUUGUUUAAAUAAGUAUAAGGGUUUAAAUCUGUGCAUUUACACUUGUCCUAGAAAUUGACCUGAAAGAAGCCAGUAAAUUUUUUGCCGGGAAAUUCUCAUGUGGCUCAUCCAUCAGUGGGGAUGACGAGAUUGUAGUGCAAGGUGACGUCAAGGAUGACCUGUUUGACAUCUUACCAGAAAAGUGGAAAAUUGUAAGUUCAGCCUAG
Messenger RNA from Lymnaea stagnalis (great pond snail), 1505 nucleotides. NCBI's taxonomy places the organism in Eukaryota, Metazoa, Mollusca, Gastropoda, Lymnaeidae. The record is from the annotation of a GenBank genome assembly.